AUGGAUUGCAAUGAAAACCAAAACGAUAAUAUUAGGAAAAUUGAAGACAUUAUAGAGAUACAAAGAGCGAAGGGUAACUUUAAUGUCCGGCAAGUUGCUUUUGAUUUGCCUUGGGAGACGGACAGCACAGUAUCAACAAGUUUAACUAAGAGUCUAGAAUCAGGUUUGUCUAAAGAAAAAUGUAAAACUGGGCAUAAAAAUAUUAAAAAAAUGAGAUCAAAACGGCUGAAGUGUCCCCUCCCUGAUGUGGUAUCCUGGCCGAGCGACUCUGAUAUCACAGUGCUACGGAUGAAACUAGACCAGACGAACAGGGAGUUGAAGAACAAGGUGAGGACAGUUGUUCCAGGGGACGGCUCUCAUCAACCUGACAGUUCAUCUAUGGUCAACCUAGCAACGCUUAUACUCCAAUCACAGUCUCCAUCUAAACAUAGCUUGAACGUGGAAGAAUAUUUACUUCCUCUAACAUCUUGGGAACAUUGCCAAGAUCAUGUAGAAAAAUUACCAGACGAGGAGAGACAGUUAGAAACACUUCCGGUUAUACUGGACAGUGAUAAAACAAAUUUGAAUAAGUCAUUACGCAUUCAAGAAGAUUACAACGUUUAUAUGAGUUCACGCGACAGUGAUUAUUCGAAAAAUACUAGAAAAUCAAAAAUGGCAAGGUUUCUGAGGCUUUACUUUUGUCCAUGUUGCACUUGCCUUUAUAGAUUGGAGAAAAUGCAAGAUGAACCGUCAUUGCCUUGUUUUACAAAUCAAAAAGAAAGUAUAAACGUUUUUUAG
Diatraea saccharalis (sugarcane borer) is the source of this 777-nucleotide messenger RNA. Lineage: Eukaryota; Metazoa; Arthropoda; Insecta; Lepidoptera; Crambidae. The record is from the annotation of a GenBank genome assembly.